UCAAAUGGAAAGAAAUAUUGCUUAUUUUUCCCUUUUCUCCACUGCCAGGUGUUUCUUGUUGGAUCACUGAUUAGGGGACGUAACAAGACACAGCUUCAUAGCAGAGCAUUUGGUUUGCACCUUACGAGGUCUGCACUAGUAGUUAGCUGAUCAUGAAUUUUCUGUGGCAAUGUUGUUUUCUUUUUACAUUUGCCAAAGCACUUGGGAUCCCUGAAGAUGAUAUCAGUGUUGUGUGUAAGGAACAUUCUGUUCAGGUUAAGUGGAAACUGAAUAAAUCCAUGAGUGUGAACCCCACUCGGCUAUUCCUAGGUAGCUGCUUUCCUUCACUGUUUUCAAAUGUGACAGAUGAUGGAGCAGAUGCAGAAUUUUACUAUCCAAUUAGUGAGUGUGGGUUCAAACGAAUGGCAACAUGGAAAAGCUUGAUAUACGAGAACAAGCUAACCUACAGGCCAUUACCAAAGCCCUACCCUCCUUCUUUCACCUAUCCAUUUAGAUGUGUGUAUGACAGGCCAAAGGGUUGGACCCCUUCCUUCCAGAGCCUUGCUUCUAAUAUUAUACAAGGUCAUGGUGAACUGGCCUUUCACAUGGCAAUUCUCAACCAUGAUUUCAGUGGCCCUGCGCAGUCCAAUGUCUUUCCUUUGGGUUCUUUUGUUCCUAUUUGGGCCGGGGUGGACCAGCAAGCCCAUCAGCCACUGGUCCUGCUUCUGGAAGAAUGUGUAGCCUCCACGACAUUGGAAAUCUAUCCAGACUCCCUUACAUACCCGCUCAUCACAAAUAAAGGGUGUCUUAUGGAUGGUAAGAACAGUUUCUCCAGUUUUUUACCAAGGUACCAGUCCUCCUCAAUCCUGCUUCACCUUCAAGCCUUCAGAUUUGCUGUGGGACAAGAGGUAUACAUCCAUUGCAAAUUAAUUGUUUGGGACCCUGACAAUCUUAAUGAAUUGAAGAAGGCCUGCAAUUAUAAUAAAGCUACGGGAGAGUGGGAGCUUUUAGAUGACCCGUCGCAGAAUGCGCUUUGUCAAUGUUGUGAUUCCACUUGUUCACGGCAUUCAAAAAGGGGCACAGAUUCCGUACCUCAAGGGCUGGUUCUGAACUCCAGAUUGGGACCUCUGAUGAUUACUGAAGAUUGACCACGAUGUUACCCCAACAUGCCAGCCUUUAACUCUGAGCACAGGUGCUGGAUUCCUAAUUGGAGGGAGUCAUCAGGAGUCUGCUGCAUCUUGUACACAUCUUCAUGUUUUUCAUUAAAAGGCUGAAACAUCUUUGAGUCUAUUAUUUGAAACUGUUCACUCCUGCACUGAUCUUUUUGACCUUGAGUA
Messenger RNA from Myxocyprinus asiaticus (Chinese sucker), 1316 nucleotides. RefSeq names its product zona pellucida glycoprotein 3f, tandem duplicate 2 (gene zp3f.2). The record is from RefSeq and is a predicted model, not a curated record. Gene Ontology annotation, biological process: positive regulation of acrosome reaction; binding of sperm to zona pellucida; egg coat formation. Lineage: Eukaryota; Metazoa; Chordata; Actinopteri; Cypriniformes; Catostomidae. The transcript has 10 exons. The coding region runs from base 153 to 1127 and encodes 324 amino acids. Gene Ontology annotation, cellular component: extracellular matrix. Gene Ontology annotation, molecular function: acrosin binding.